Molecule: messenger RNA, 226 nt
Organism: Cetraspora pellucida
Lineage: Eukaryota; Fungi; Glomeromycota; Glomeromycetes; Diversisporales; Gigasporaceae
Source: the annotation of a GenBank genome assembly
AUGCCAAUAGGCUUUAAUUUAUUGAAUGCUAUUAUUCAUGGAAAACGUGAAAGUGUUAUUGCUAAAACUCCAAAACUAUAUUCUGAUAUUUAUAAAGAAUGUUGGAAACAUGAUGCAAAAGAACGUCCUACUAUUCAAUCCGUUAAUAAAAUGCUAGAUCAGAUAAAUAUAAAAAAAGAUCUAAAUGUACAUAAUGAGAAAAUUCGCAAAAUAUCUUAUUAUACGG